GGUGGCGUCACGUGGGAUCCACCUAAGCUCCACCCCUGACCCCUGAUUUCUACACCCAGCGGCCCCGUUCCUCUUUCUUUUUCCACAUCAUGGCGGACCGCUUCAAUAAGGUUCUGCUGCUUGAUGGCAGAGGCCAUCUCCUUGGUCGUCUUGCCGCUAUUGUGGCGAAGCAGCUUCUGCUUGGCCAGAAAGUGGUGGUGGUGAGGUGUGAAGGGAUCAACAUUUCCGGAAACUUCUACCGCAAUAAAUUGAAGUACCUGGCUUUCCUUCGGAAGCGGAUGAACACCAACCCUUCACGUGGACCGUACCACUUCAGGGCACCCAGCAGGAUUUUCUGGAGGACAGUGAGAGGUAUGCUCCCCCACAAAACCAAGAGGGGACAGGCUGCCCUUGAGCGGCUGAAGGUGUUCGAUGGUAUCCCUCCUCCCUUUGACAAGAAAAAGCGUAUGGUGGUGCCUGCUGCUUUGAAGAUUGUUCGCCUGAAGCCAUCUCGCAAGUUUGCCCUGCUUGGCCGCCUGGCUCACGAGGUUGGCUGGAAGUACCAGGCCAUCACGGCCACCCUGGAGGAGAAGCGGAAGGAGAAAUCUAAGAUGCGCUUUAGGAAGAAGAAGGCUGAGCGAAAGCUGCAGAAGGUGGCAGAGAAAAAUGUGCAGAGCAAAAUUGCAAAAUACACUGAUGUUCUGAAACAAUAUGGCAUCCUUGUAUGAGCUGGCUUUGACUCAUCAAAAUAAAUGUUUAUAGAAAUUA
Messenger RNA from Brienomyrus brachyistius, 747 nucleotides. It is a transcript of the gene rpl13a, whose product is annotated as ribosomal protein L13a. Bases 90 to 707 code for a protein of 205 amino acids. Lineage: Eukaryota; Metazoa; Chordata; Actinopteri; Osteoglossiformes; Mormyridae. Gene Ontology annotation, molecular function: structural constituent of ribosome; mRNA binding. The record is from RefSeq and is a predicted model, not a curated record. Gene Ontology annotation, cellular component: cytosolic large ribosomal subunit; ribosome. The transcript is spliced from 7 exons. Gene Ontology annotation, biological process: negative regulation of translation; translation.